Larimichthys crocea (large yellow croaker) is the source of this 8467-nucleotide messenger RNA. RefSeq names its product insulin receptor substrate 4b (gene irs4b). Gene Ontology annotation, cellular component: cytosol; plasma membrane. Bases 33 to 3812 code for a protein of 1259 amino acids. The transcript is spliced from 2 exons. Gene Ontology annotation, biological process: insulin receptor signaling pathway. NCBI's taxonomy places the organism in Eukaryota, Metazoa, Chordata, Actinopteri, Sciaenidae. Gene Ontology annotation, molecular function: insulin receptor binding; phosphatidylinositol 3-kinase binding. The record is from RefSeq and is a predicted model, not a curated record.
GGCACGUCGGACGUCGUGGACGAUAUACGUAAAUGUGGCUAUUUGAGAAAGCAGAAACACGGACACAAGAGGUUCUUCGUGCUCCGGGCUGCCAGCCACCUCGGGCCGAGCCGCCUGGAGUACUACGACAGCGAGAAGAAGUUCAGGAACAGCCUGCGCUCCGCUGCCGCCGCCGCGGCCGCUGCUGCCGCCGCCUUGCCGCCGCCACCGCGGCCACCGCCGCCAGCGGUGGAGCCGUCGCCCCUUCUCCCCCUAAAAGGGUUAUUUACCUCUACCAGUGCUUCACCGUGAACAAAAGGGCGGAUUCCAAAAACAAACACCUCAUUGCCCUUUACACUAAGGACGAGUACUUUGCUAUAGUGGCUGAGAACGAGCAGGAGCAAGAGGAUUGGUACGUGGCCGUCAGUGAGUUGAUGAGCGAGGGUAAAAAAGGGCAUUUGGAUUCAGACGAUCUGGACGACGGGUACGGUACGGUCACCCCUGGUACUGUGUUCAAAGAGGUGUGGCAGGUGAACGUGAAGCCAAAAGGACUGGGUCAAACUAAAAACCUCACAGGUGUUUACCGGCUAUGCCUCUCAACUAAAACCAUUCACCUCGUAAAGUUGAACUCUGAGACGCCCUGCGUUAACCUCCAGCUGAUGAACAUCAGGCGCUGCGGACAUUCGGAAAGCUUCUUCUUCAUCGAGGUGGGUCGCUCUUCCUCCAUUGGGCCCGGCGAGAUCUGGAUGCAGGUGGACGACUCGGUCGUGGCUCAAAACAUGCACGAGACCAUCCUGGAGACGAUGAAGGCGCUGAAGGCGUUCGCGGAGUUCAGGCCGAGGAGUAAGAGCCAGUCGUCGGGCUCCAACCCGAUGCCGUUCAUUACGACGCGGCGCCACCUCGGCAACCUGCCGCCGAGCCAGACCGGGCUGCAGCGGCGCUCCAGGACGGAGUCAGUCGUUGGGACGCCGCCGUCAAGUAAGAGCUCUGGGGCGAGCGGUUAUCGCUUCCGGACGUCCAGCGAAGGCGAGGGGACGAUGAACCGGCCGUUCCGCUCCGCCACAGGAAGUCUGGUUCAUCUCAACUCGGCACGCGCACAUCAUGGUCGCCAGGAUGGCGGCGGCGGUAGCAGCAGCGGGAGCAGCGUCGCCACAGGCAACGCUGGCACAAGCACCGGAAGUGGACGCUACGUCAGAGCCAUCCCGGGGUCGUCGUCGACGUCCACCUACCACGCCCGCUCCGCCUCGCUGCCAGUGUCACACUUCCCCUCCACCACCAGCCCAGUGAGCGUCUCAUCCAGCAGUGGUCACGGCUCGGUCUCUGACACUCUCACCCGGCCGUCGAGCGCCUCAAUAUGUGGCUCGCCGUCCGACGGCGGCUUCAACUCUUCAGACGAGUACGGCUCCAGUCCAGGCGACUUCCGGUACUUCCGGGUGAGGAGUAACACGCCGGACUCCCUCGGCAACACGCCGCCAAUCAGAGAAGAGAACUGUCUAAAUGAUUACAUGGCCAUGGGCUGGAACCGAGAGGUGUUUGGCACCAGUGCAGGCUCCGGAAACAACAGUGGAGGCGACACGCCGCGGGACGAGAGCACGUCGACGACAGAGGAUGAGCGCUUGUCUACGUCGUCGACGUCGUCGCUGAGGAGGAGGGCUCACUCUUUCUCCAGACAGGCCGGCGGAGCGACCGGCGGUUCUGGGGUGGCGGUUUACCAGAAAAUGACGCAGACCAACUUCUCAUUAGACGAGGGCUCGGACAUCGUGUUGCCGUUCGGCAGUGGGCUGCUCCGCGGCGGGCCGUCCUCCUCCUCUUCCUCCCUCCGCUCUGACUACAGCUCCUGCUCCGAACACAGCCAGCAGAGCCGCCCCUCCACGCUCUCCCGGACAGAGACCGGUGGCGAGCGUCCUCCCCUGUCCUCCUCUUCUUCAGCCAAGGAAGACAGCGGCUACAUGCCCAUGAUGUGUGGCGUGGCCGCGUCGCCGCGGGACACUCCUCCCGACUACAUGCCUAUGCAACCCAGCUCUUACUCCCAUCCUGUCUCCCACUCUCCUCAGUUUCACAGCCCAGCUUUAGGUCCCCGUUCAGCCCAUCACCACCCCCAGCUCCAGUCCCAAUCCUCCACAGACUCCCACGGCUACAUGAUGAUGCUCCCGGGCAGCGGGAGCUCCCCUUCGCCGGGGCAGGCCUCCCCCAGCCCUCACAGCAGCUCCAGCAUGGUGGGUGCCAGCGGGAGCGACAGCAUAGCAGAGAGGCCGGAGAACGGAGAGUAUAUGGACAUGUCGUACAGCAGCAGCGGGGGGCGCAAGCUCUCAAACGAAGCGAGCGGUGGGUAUUACGCGCCCGGCACACCUGAGGGCACCCCAAAGUCUUACAGCCCUUAUUUCUCCCUCCCUCGCUCCUACAAAGCCCCCACCCGAGAGCGGGAUGAGAAGGAGUACGGGGAGUACGUUCCUAUGAGUUCACCUGCCAAGCCAGUGUAUUCAUCAGUUGCCACGCCUGAGAAGCGAGCUGGGGGAGGUAGUAGCACUCCGUCUCACCCGCCCCCGCCUUACGGAGCUCACCAUACCACCGCGGCGAUGGCAGACCGACGCGUCGUGAGGCCGAACCGCCUCCCUCUAGGUAGGAGAAGCUUCCAUGGCCCGCUGCGGGUUAGUGAGCCCUCCACAGCGUCUGCAGGCACCUCCACCUCUGUCCCUGCCACUGUCAGCUCAUCCGAAGGGCCCUCUAGUCCCGGGGAGUACAUCAACAUCGAGUUUGGGGAUCACUACCCCCACCAACAGCAGCCCCCCGCCUAUCCUCUCGCCACCCAAGACGAAGCGCCUUCUUCCGUGGGAUCCGGAGAUCACCGCCGCUCCCCUCCCCAGCCCCAAACUCACCAGGACUAUAUGAGCGUGGAGGUGGGGGCAGACCAGCAGGACAGCGCUGGAUGUCUGGGGAAGAACCAGUCACCCAGACCCAGCCUCGUCGCCCCCUGGAACCCGCCCAGCUACAUCCGACCCCUGGCUAGUAAUCCCGGGGCGCUGGCCUCCCCCGGGGUCCCCGCUGGAGGUCACUGGAGGUCGAUGGGGGACGACUACACGGACAUGACCUUUAACCUCAGCAGAGGCGAGAGGACGCAAACGAGCCCCACGGCCAUGCUGCAGCAUCUCUGCGUGAUAGAGGGACGUUACGGCCACGCUCCCUCCGCCUCCUCCUCCUCCUCCAUUUCCCCGCCUCUCCCUCCGUCGAGCCCGGGGAGGGCGCCGACGACGCACCAGCCCGAACCCAAGGUGGUACGGGCCGACCCGCAAGGCAGGAGGAGACACAGCUCGGAGACCUUCUCCUCCACAUCCUCCUCUAAUUCGACUCCCUCCGGAGGAGGAGGAGGAGGAGGUGGAGGAGGCCCUUCAUCUUCAGCUGCACACCCCGCCUCAGCAGCCCCCAAUGGAUCGUACCUAACAGAGGGUCAGGCUUCCAGGUGGUCCAGCUCGGCGUCUUUCGACAGCGUCUGGGUCUCCCUGGAGGGUCUAGGGGACUCAUUGCCGGCUCCCCACGCGCCGGUGAGAUCCAUGGAAAUGGGCGCCACCCCCGGGACCUCCUCCUCCACCUCCUCCUCUGGCAGAAUGUGCAGGAACAUGUCGGUGGGCUACCAGAACGGCCUCAACUACAUCGCCUUGGAGCUGAGGGAGGACGGGAGUAACACGGGAGGUGUGACGCCGGGAGCUGGUAGCAGCAACGGGACGGCGGCGGCGGCGGCGGCAGCAGCGGGGACGGUGCCUCUGCCGGAGAACGGAGCCUACGCCAGUAUAGACUUCACCAAAUCAGACGGAGUCACCGCGACGACUAAGGACUGACGGGACGAUCGAGGUUCCCCACCUUCCUCUUCCUCCUCAUCUCUCUGCUCGGGGGCACUUGACUCUCUGCCUGUGACCUUUGGCCUCCCCCCCUCACGCCCUGCCGGUGACCUCUGACCUCUUCACCCCGCCGCUCCCCUCUGGAUGCAGAAAACAACAACAUCACAACAGAUGACAAAAAAAAAACAAAAAAACGCUUGCAGUUUGUUUUUUUUUAAAAGUAUAUUUCAUCUUUUAUUUUUGUGUUUUUUUUAUGCAUAUCUUGUCCUGUUUUUUUUUUGUUUUUUUUUUUUAAUUAGUUCCCCCUCUCACAAUCGAUGCUGCCAGUGUCCGCUGCUUUUCGCCUCCUCACGUUCGACAGACGGUGGUCGGUGAACUUUACGAGGCGUCAACAGAACCUCAGAUAGUCUUAUCAUCAUCACACGGUUCUGUUUCUCCAUACGGUAUUAAAAAAGGGAGGCUGGAUUACUAAGAAAAGGCAUUAUGGUACUUUUAUGUUCAACUUAAAAUAUAAAUUUUUAUCUUUUAUUAUUAUUUUUUUUUACCCCAUGCAUAAUCCAUCCUCAAUACGGUACCAAAUAGUUAUUUUUUUAUGGAUUACCCCGUAAACAGUACGAGCUCGUGGCUGGAUCCAUUUUAGCCUCGGAGAAUUCGACAAGUUAUCGCGCUUGUUCAGAUAGUUUUUUUUCCAAGUCGGGUACGAGAACCAUUUUGGCUUCUGGAGCUACGGUACCGCACCGGUUUCUCACCGUAAAGCAUUAUUCUCCUCAUAUUCUGUAGCACAUAUUAUUUAUUUGUUGCAAUAGGUGCAAAUAUUCCAGCACGUUUCUCUUUGUUUGCUUUCGUGGCACAGAUGGUACUAAAAACGAGGCGGGGCGGGGAAAAGAACGCCGGCCGCCAAUCAGAUGCUGGAAAGUUUUAUUUGUCUUAAAGUCCGUCUCCUCUUGAAGCCACUUUCAAAUCAAACUGAAGUGUUUGAAGGAUUGGUUUAACUUCUCAUCUAACACCAAAAAAAACAAAAAAACAAUCACCUUCUCCAAAAUAUCAGAACUCUUCUUUAAAAAGCUCGUAGAGGUUUUGGAAACUCAGCUGCUAAGGCCGGUCGAUGUUUUUUUGGUUUUUUUUUACCGCCCCGCCGGUUCCGAAGCAGGCGUUAGUUUCUUUCACUUUAAUAAAGUUGUCCUACAUGGUACAAAAGUUGCUGUAGUUUUGACCUCUUUACAUUUCAGUUGUACCUCCAUACGGUCCAUCGCACAGUUCAGGUUUUUAGCGAGGGAGAGUGGUGCCAACACACACAUAUAUUUAUAUAUAUAUAUAUAUGCACACACAACGCUGUGAAAGGUCGUUGACGUCGGCAUGCAAACACAAGACUAAUGCACACGUGAAAUCUCUGCAAAGUGAACCCUGAGCUGUACAGCACACACACACACAUGUACACGCACAUGUACGUCAUGAGGACACAUGGUGUUCAGCGGUCAUGUGGGAGCCUCCUCUCAUAUCGCGCACACAGUGGUCAUGCAGCCCUAUUUAGGCGAGGGUAACUCCCGUGUGCCCCCCGUUUUAGGCUCUUUGUCAGCGAGUCUAGUCCAGGAUAUUUCACACACACACACACACAGAUAUAUAUAUGUAUGCUGGGGUGUUCGUCACUGCCACCGAGUGACGUAAAGAGGGUUCCAGUAACCUGAACUCCAGCCCCAGGUGGGCAUACUUGCCCUGUUACAACCUCACACACACACACAUUUGGACUGGCAGUGAACUCUUUUCUUUAACAGACUGAUGCGUCCAUUUUAACAUUUCUACUCGCGCUGCUCUCCCGUAACUAUCAACUGUACCUCGACUGUCGAAACACACAAAGACUGACAGCCAACGUAGCCCACAGAGAUGCAUUCUUCUUUUUUUUGUUGUUAUCUUUGCCCUGAUUUUUCAUCAGUCCGCUCUUUUGUUGUUGUUUUUUAAUUUUGUUUGGACGAAUGAAGGCCUGUCACUCUCGCUGCGCUUCGUGUGGGACGCGUCAUUGUUCGUCCCGUUAGAGGGAGCGUCUCCGCGUCCCCCACACAGCCGCGGGAUGCCGAGGUAUCUUUAAAUUAAUUGUUGAUGUCUGGUUUACAGAGCAGGUUUUUAAACCGGGGGCUGCUAGGAACGAUCCGACGGCACGGCACCGCACGGUUGCAAAAAGCUCUGCACGUCUGGUACUCAAAUUUUUAAGUCACGUUUUUGCGUCCACGCAAACGCGGAAAAUUGUAGAUGUAGACGUUUGAUUGGAAAGUAGAAAACAACUUUACAAAGUCAUUAAAUUUGUCACCAGUGAUCAAAGAACAAUUUCAGUCGAUGCACCGAGUUAUCAUUUUUGUACAAAUUGUUAUUUUGUGCAUACAAGAUAAAAAGCAGGCUUUCAUCACGUGUGCACAAGAUUUCAAAUGAAAUACUCUUCCAGGUCUUGAGAGAGUUUUUCAACUGCAGAAACUUUAAAUUUUGAACACGUAUGGCGGGAUUAACCACCGUUGAACUCCUGGUAUUGUAAAGUUUAGGCUGUGCUCUACAAUUCGACAUGUUUUCAAAUUACUUGUUGUCAGACAGUCAAAAAUUACCAAAGAUAUUAACUUUACAAUUAUAUGAAACAGUAAAAAGAUAGCAAAUACUUGUUGAGAAGCUGAAAAUUGACUUUUAAAGAAGAAUCAAUCUUUGCUCGAGGUACCAGAUAGGUUGAGUUUUACUGCAUCGAAGCAGUUCAGAGUGUCGUUUACUUCACCAGAAUCAAGUACCGAGUCCGUAACCAAUGUGUUUUUUUUUUAUCACUAAAAGUUUACAUAUCCUAGUCCAAGACAAAAAUCACACCUAUGAGGUGCAAAUGUCCAAAUAUCCUCCACCUUUUCCCUCCAUCCCAUCUCACUUUUUCUUUUUUAAAUUUAUUUUUCAAAUUCCAGUAACGGAGCCAAAAAGGGGCCACGGGUGCUCAUCACAUCACGUAAACGAAAGAUAUUUUGUCCUGUCUCAAAGCGUGGAGGUUAAUGCUAGACAUCGGUACAAAAAACGGAGCGUCGUCUUUCAUCGGCCUCCGGAGGGUCCGCGUUUUUUUUUUGUUUUUUUUAAAUGAUUUAAAAGUGAAAAUCCGUAAAAUGCUGUUUAAAGAUUUUUAAGCCUGUGAUGUGUCUUAUACAAAAAUUAAAUUAAAUAUAUGUAUGUACAUUCUGAACAAUUUGAGAUAUUUUCAUUUGUCCCCUUUUGGAAUGAACAAAGAAUUGAAUAUAAGAAUAUUUAGGCAGCGGUGGCCCGCGACAAACAUUUUUUUUGUUUGGUUUUUUUAUGUUUGGAAAAUGUUUUGUGUACUUGACUAUGCUACAGCGACGCAUUUUUUGUUGUUGUUUUUUGUUGUUGUUUUAAACGCUAUGGCAAAAAUGGUAGAGUUAGAUUUGGGGGGAUUUUUCCGACCUUAAUUUAUUUGAAUCAUUACUCAAAAAUGGAUAUAUGUCGUUCAUGUCUGAUUGCCUUCAUGUUUGAAUUUUUACCCCCCCAUUUGUGUUUAAUUCUUUGUCAUGACUGAAUUAAUUUACACAGAUUCUGUGUUUAUUUUGGCAACAAUUCAACCUCAAAAAAAAAAAAAAAACUGUCCUCGAUGUUACCGAUUCUGAUGUUGGAGAAUCUUUUCUUGUUAUGGGCGGAGAAAUGAGAAAGAAAUAUGACCUACGUGAUAUAAUCCUCGCAGAGAAGACUUAGGGUACUGCAUCAUUAUGCAAAACUUUUGUUUCCUUUUUCCUCUAAUCUCUUUGGUUUAUUUUGUAUUCUAGUUUACAGAGGGAAAAUAAUCAUCUUAUUUUUGGUUGUUUUGUUGUAUCGGGGCAACCUUGUUUAUCUGAAAACAAAAGCGAUACAAGGGUAGUAUUUUUUUUUAAGAGUACAUAGGCAUUUUGCAGUUAUUUGUAUAAAGAAAUGGGUUACAACCUCUGCCUAAUGUUUAUUUUUUUGUAACUAUAUUACAGUUUAUUUGCUGCUGUGUAGUACAGUUAACAGUUGGAAAUGCUGUCGAUGGCAACCAUAGCGAUGAAGAUGACGUUCAUCGCCCUGCUAACAGGAGCGGGUCCGGUUUUUUUUUGUUUUUGUUUUUUUUUCUCCUCAAUCUUUCCGGAAAAAAUUUGGAGGGUUCCGGCGGAGAGAGGGCGGUGCGCGGGGGGAAAGAAGCGAUCCCUACUCCACCCUUUGCUACCUGUGUUCUUAGUUUCCGAGUUGAAUGCUGUUGUUUAUUAGCUUUACAGGAAAGAGAAAGAGUUAAAAAAAAAAAAAUACUGUGGAGGUGUGUAUCCUUCGUAUGUGCAUUAUUUUUCAGCGACGUACGUCCUAUAUACGAAAAAGAAGAAAAAAAAGAGUUUAAAAAAAGAGAAAACUGGCGGAAAUGGAAAAAUCCUCCUCCUGUAAAUACGGAAAAACUCAAGUUGUCGCUUUUUUCAUGUUAUGAUCGGUGCCUCGGCAGGUGCCCCCCCCUUUUUUUGUUUUUGUUUUAUUUCCUUCUCUCUUUCUUUCUCUCUCUUUUUUUUCCUCGUGGAGGGAAAGGGGGAUAGGAGGGGUACUCAGAGGCGAUUUGAGCAUCGGCAUAGUGUUUAUAUUUAUCAAAACUUUUUUGCUUUCGAUAGAGCUAUUGCAAUAAAAAUGUGUUCAUGUAA